UUCGACGACAAGGAUGUUCUGAAACUUGUAUCUUACAAGAUUGUGAACAAGGUUGUGAACAAAUCUAUAGUUUUGGUUGAUGAUGCGGCUGAAUUUUUAUUAUUUAAUUUGCUUGUGUGUCAGUUGGAAAGAAAUGAAGCAAGUGAAGAAAAUGCAGCGAAGACGACGAAGAAGGUGUUUGUCGCCGGAGCAACUGGAAAAACAGGGAAGAGGAUUGUGAAGCAGUUGUUGUCCCAUGGCUUCGCCGUCAAAGCCGGUGUUCGCGAUGUGGAGAAAGCAAAAACAUCUUACAAAGACGACCCGUCUCUUCAGUUCGUUAGAGCAGACGUGACAGAAGGUCCUGAAAAGCUAGCUGAAGCUAUAGGUGAUGUGUUUCAAGCUGUGAUUUGUGCUACUGGGUUUUGUCCCGGGUUUGAUCUCUUUGCUCCUUGGAAGACUAAUAAUUUCGGGACGGUGAAUCUGGUGUUUGAGUGCCGUAAACAAGGAGUUGAUAAGUUUGUUCUUAUAAGCUCAAUUUUGGUGAAUGGAGCUGCGAUGGGACAGAUUCUGAAUCCAGCUUACAUCUUCCUCAACGUCUUUAGACUAACUCUGGUUGCAAAGCUUCAAGCCGAGAAGUAUAUCAAAAGAUCCGGCAUUAACUAUACUAUAGUAAGGCCCGGUGGUCUUAAAAACGAUCCUCCAGCAGGAAUCGUAGUCAUGGAGCCAGAGGAUACUCUGUCUGCAAGGAGCAUAUUAAGAGACCAGGUCGGAGAAGUUGCAGUGGAAGCUUUACUUCAUGAGGAAUUUUCUUUCAAGGUUGUGGAGAUAGUUGCUCGUCUGAUGCUCCAAAACUUUCCUACAAAUAUCUCUUUCCUACAAUCGAUCUCUUUGAAAAACUUUAAUUGGGAGAAAGAGAAGAUGAAGAGUGAAACCUUCGGCCCCUUAAUGAUGGACGUGAGAUAA
Molecule: messenger RNA, 942 nt
Organism: Thlaspi arvense
Lineage: Eukaryota; Viridiplantae; Streptophyta; Magnoliopsida; Brassicales; Brassicaceae
Source: the annotation of a GenBank genome assembly